Molecule: messenger RNA, 4361 nt
Organism: Microplitis demolitor
Lineage: Eukaryota; Metazoa; Arthropoda; Insecta; Hymenoptera; Braconidae
Gene: Nhe3
Product: sodium/hydrogen exchanger 7
Exons: 10
Coding region: 642-2873 (743 amino acids)
Biological process (GO): proton transmembrane transport; regulation of pH; sodium ion transport
Cellular component (GO): recycling endosome; membrane
Molecular function (GO): sodium:proton antiporter activity
Source: RefSeq, a predicted model, not a curated record
UUGACAGCCAAUAAACUUUCCCCACUUUCAAUGGCAUAGUAGCGCUAUCGUAGGAAAAGAACAAAAAUAUAGCGACAGUAUGACAGAAAGAGCAAGAGAUACUCAAAUAUAUGACACGUACGCACGAACUGUAUAUGUAUACGUUACAAGACAUAUGUGUGUGCAAUUAUAAAAUGCAAUAAAAGCAGCACUAGGUCUUGGUGUUGGUGGACUUGGUUCUUGGUCUCCAAUCCCCAACAAUUCUCCGCAACAAUUUAACCUCCUCAGCUGUUCCUUAAAUUUAAUUUACGCAACAGUGAUUUAUCCAAGAAGUAAAAAACAACAUAAAGAAGAAUAAAAUGUAUUGGCCACAGUGUUAUCGUGUUUAUAAAAUUAGGUGCUAAAUUUAAAUGUAGUAAAUUUAAAUAUAAAUAAUCAGAGGUCACUUUUGUUAUCUCGUUUACGUCGUAUUAAUCAAGUGGUUAUUCCGUCGUCGUCUUGGCCAGUUUAUAAAUUUAUCUAAUUAAAAUAAACUCAAUAUGUGCUUGAGCACCUACAAAAUCAGCUCAAUAUAUUUAAAUAUAUCAUAUAUAUCUACCUGAUUAUUGUUAUUAUUAUUAUAAUUAUUAUUAGUGCACUGUCAUAAGUGAUUGCGUACAAAGAUGAUUGUAACAAACAAUUCAAUUGUUAGUUUAAUUAUUUCAAUUGUCCUGAUAAUAACAACCAGGACCUGCAAUGGAGCAUCGACAGACAUUGAGCUCGAUGCCAAAGCACAAUUUCUUCAUCGACUUGACAGUCUAAAUCUACUGUUCUAUACAUUUUUAUUAACACUCACUGUCCUAACUAUUUGGACAUUUAAACAUCGCAGAUUAAGAUUCCUUCAUGAAACUGGUCUAGCUGUAAUCUAUGGUUUAAUUGUUGGAGCAAUUAUUCGGUAUGGAUUGAGAACAACGGAUGGAAAGAACACAAUUAAUCAUAUGCCAGUUGUGCCAGAUGUCGAACACAGCAAGUACAAUCAAUCAGUACCACCAGAUUCUCUGUGGCUUCAUUUUCCUGAAGACAAAGGAGGUGGUAAUAUUAAAAAUAAAACAUUUUCGUACUCUUUUCGCGGUGAAAUAUACAAAGAAGAAGAAGAGAUUUAUUAUAUGGCUACAUUUGAUCCGGAGAUUUUUUUCAAUAUUAUAUUACCUCCGAUAAUAUUUCAUGCUGGCUACAGUUUGAAGAGAAGAUAUUUUUUCCGUAAUUUAGGUGCCAUUUUGAUGUUUGCUCUCAUAGGCACAACAAUAUCAUCAUUUGUUAUUGGACUUUUAAUGUAUGGAUUUUUCCAACUAGUACCAAAUUUAUCCGAGUCAUUUGUAUUUCUCGAUACACUUUAUUUCGGAGCAUUGAUAUCGCCGACAGAUCCAUUGACAAUAAUAUCAAUAUUCAACGAUUUACAUGUCGAUGUUAAUUUAUACGCGUUAGUUUUUGGUGAGAGUGUUUUAAAUGACGCGGUUGCUAUCGUACUCAGUGGAUCAAUUCAAAACUACGGAGCAAGAUAUCAAACAGGAACUGGUGGUUUUGAAACCCUAGCAUUCUUCCAAGCGCUCAGUGACUUUAUACGUAUAUUCGGUUUAUCAUUAUUGAUUGGCGCAACAAUGGGCUGUAUCACUGCGCUUCUAACAAAAUUCACGCGGGUACGUGAUUUUCCGCUGCUGGAAUCAGCGCUAUUUGUUUUGAUGUCUUACAGCACAUUUUUAAUCGCCGAAGCUGCCGAUCUGACCGGUAUCGUAGCGGUGCUGUUCUGCGGCAUAUGCCAGGCUCACUAUACCUACAACAAUCUGAGCACCGAGUCGCGGCAGCGUACAAAGCAGCUUUUUGAACUGCUAACUUUCCUCGCCGAGAACUUUAUAUUCAGCUACAUCGGGGUGUCCAUGUUCACUUUCCCCAAACAUCGCUUUGACCCGGGUUUCAUUUUCGUCGGGUUCACUUGCGCACUGAUAGGCCGCGCGGCAAACGUCUACCCGCUGGCGUUUAUUUUGAAUUUGGCGCGUAAGCCAAAGAUUUCAAUGAACUUUCAGCACAUGCUGUUCUGCUCUGGUCUGAGAGGUGCCAUGAGUUUUGCUCUGGCAAUCAGGAACACGGUGUCUGAUGCACGACAAUCAAUGCUGACUACUACCAGUCUUAUUGUCAUACUUACUGUCAUAUUUCAAGGCGGUAUGACCACACAGUUUCUCAGUUGGUUCAAAAUUCCAAUUGGAGUAGAUGAGGAAAUUGAAGGACUUACUUCAUCAGCGUCUGCAACUCAUGGUCAAGUAAGACACUCUAGUGGCGUCGACAGUGCAUGUGGAUUCGGUUGCAGUGGGAAUCUGCAGCUACACCGAGACCAAAGUCCUCCGUACAAUUCGAUGCAGGAUAAUUGCUCGCAGGGUGACGCCGGUAGUACAGGAGGCAGUGGUCCCAACUUGGCACACAAAUCAUCUUCCUCGUGGUCGCCGCCAAAUGAGAAAGCUUUUCUCGCGAGAAUUUGGGGUGACUUUGACACACGUUACAUGAAGCCGCUUCUUACACACUCGCGGCCGACUUUACUUGAAACUUUGCCGGUCUGCUGUACACCACUUGCAAGAAUUCUUACAACAGCGCAACAAUUAUCUCAGGAGGAUUUGAAUGGCGAAAGAAGAACCGAUUCAGAUUCCGAUUUAUGUUUAGCGCAUUCACAGCACCGGGAUCAGGUAGGAGGGGGGGCAGGUGAUUGGAAUACCGGAAGUCUCGAACCGGUAAGUUUUCACCAGUCAAAUUUAAAUUACACUGUUAAUCCGUGCUAUCAACCAAAUAACAACUCCGAAAUUCCUAACUCAACAACAACAACAACAACUGACGAACCUUAUGUUAUUCUUAACUUGCACAGAAGAUAGAUAUACCAUUGUUAUUGUUGCUAUUUAUUUUUAUUACUAUUAUAAAUCAACUAAUUUUCAAUAGUAUUUAUUUAUUUAUAGUAAAUAUGAAUUCACCGUGACCAUAUAGACAGUUCUGUGUUAUGAUAAUUUUGUGUAUGCGUGUGAGAAAAAAUCAUUGUAAAUUAAUUUGAAUAUUAAUACCGAUAUUUCUUUAUUAUAAUAAUCAAGAUCUCUGGUGUAAGUUCUUGUGUCGGGUAAGAGUCCCGAUUGUUGACACUAAAGUUUGUUGAGUAUUGAGUUUUUUUAAACAUUUACUUAGUCGAUGCUUCUGAAUUAAUCGAUCGUAUUUAUUGUUGAUAAAUAAAAUUUUUAAAUAGUUAUACAAAUCUACUACUUGAAAAAUUAUGAAAAUAUUUCAUAAUUUUUUAUUGUACAUAUGAAAGAAAAAUUAAUGAAAUACGAAUUUUGAAUUUAAAUUUUCAAAUUUUCGCGCCAUAUUAAUUCUAAUAAUAAAUAAUUUAAAUAAAAUGAGUUCAUAUUUAGUGUCCUGUCAAUAAUUGGGUCUUUUAUCUCAUAUACAAGAUAAAAAAUAUUUUGCAGAAUGUUUAAAAAAAAAAUGAAUUGUAUUUACACGCGUACACUUGUAUUAAUUACUUAGUAAUUAAGUAUUUAUUGCCAUUGGUGCGUCUGAGUAAAUAUAAACUCCGCAGGUUAAGAAAAGUAUGUGGCAGUUUUACCUCAGUUAUUUAUUUAGAUGAAUAUAUAAAACAAUUAUAAAUUAUAAUUAAUUAUUUAAUGACUACGAUGUAAUGACAGCGGUUGAAAGUACUUUCUGCGAUGAGUAUUAAUAAAAAUUAUUGUUUUUUUGACGACAAUAAUAUUAAUAUAUAUAUAUAUAUUUAUUAUAAAAACGAAUAGUGUAAAAAAAUGUGAAUUUAAUAUAUUAAUAUAAUAUAAUAUAUAAAAAAAAAACUGCUGUAUGUCCAUGUGCGCAUAGAUAAACUUUAUUUACUGUGUGUGUGCGUGCUUAUAAAAUAUAUAAAUAACAAAAACAAAUAAAAAUAUACAAAUUCUAUCAAUGAUGCCAAUGAUAAUUAAAAUAUUUUUAAUUGUUUAUGAUAUUUUAUUAUUUAUAUUAAAAAAAAACUUAAAAAUUUGUUAUUUAAAUUUCACUUGUACUGAAAAUAUUUAAAAUUUUAAUGCAACAAUUUCAUGGUAAUUAAUUAUCUAUCUAGUAUAUAUUAUUUCUCAUACUAUUAGUAUUUUAAAAAAUUAACAAUUACUAAUUACUAAUAAAUAAUAAUAAAAAUAAUUAUUAAAUAUUGCAUGUACUCACAAUUUUUGGUGUAUGGUAAAAUUUUAUUGAUUAAAUUUUUAUUAAAUUACUAAUUAACUCUAAUAAAUUAGUUAAUACCUAAAAUUUUAAUUUUAAAAAAUAUAUUUAUAUAUAUUAUUAUUAUAAAUUUGUUAUUUAUUCCCAUUUAUUUUGUUUUUUUGUUGUCUUUU